AUGGGUGAUGUUGAAAAAGACAAGAUGUUUAUGCAGAAAUGUUCUCAGUGCCACACAGUUGAAAAAGGUGGAAAGCACAAGAUGGGUCCAAACCUUUGGGGUGUAUUUGGCCGCCAAACAGGACAAGCUGAAGGAUUUUCUUAUUCAGAAGCGAACAAAACAAAAGGAAUUGUCUGGAGUGAGAGUACAAUGAUGGAAUGUUUGGAAAACCCUAAGAAAUACAUUCCUGGUACAAAAAUUAUUUUUGCUAGAAUUAAGAAGAAAAAUGAAAGAGCUAAUCUUGUUGCAUACUUGAAAAAAGCAACCUCAUGA
Melopsittacus undulatus (budgerigar) is the source of this 312-nucleotide messenger RNA. Its product is annotated as cytochrome c-like. NCBI's taxonomy places the organism in Eukaryota, Metazoa, Chordata, Aves, Psittaciformes, Psittaculidae. The transcript is spliced from 2 exons. Gene Ontology annotation, molecular function: electron transfer activity; heme binding. Gene Ontology annotation, cellular component: mitochondrial intermembrane space. The record is from RefSeq and is a predicted model, not a curated record. Bases 1 to 312 code for a protein of 103 amino acids. Gene Ontology annotation, biological process: mitochondrial electron transport, cytochrome c to oxygen; mitochondrial electron transport, ubiquinol to cytochrome c.